This is a messenger RNA of Cryptosporidium muris RN66, 564 nucleotides long. RefSeq lists its product as uncharacterized. The record is from RefSeq and is a predicted model, not a curated record. Lineage: Eukaryota; Apicomplexa; Conoidasida; Eucoccidiorida; Cryptosporidiidae. The transcript has 3 exons. The coding region runs from base 1 to 564 and encodes 187 amino acids.
AUGAAAAAAAAGCUAAUAAUUGAUGAUUUUAAUAAAGAUAUAUUUGACUUUAAAAGUCCCCACUUUGAUGCUAAAAAAGCUUUAGAAUAUCCUGAGUUGGUGAAAUUACCCAACCCAAAUAUUGAAUCACUAGAUAACUUGGGGAAAGCUUCUUUACUAUUUCCAUUCGGUAUACAACCUCUUAAAAACUUAGAUAAAGUACUUAACACUAUAAAUAAUCGUGAGGAAUCUAUGCAAACCCUUAAGAAUAACGAAUAUAAAAUCAGAAUGAAACGGAAAUUCCAAAAAAGUAAAGAAUGUUAUUACAAGAUAUUGGAGAAAAUAAAAAGUGAAUUUAUGACUUGUCCACCAUCUGAUAAGAGUAAAUUUGAUAUUGGAUCAUUGGUAGAAGUGACAGAUGUCUUAUCUGGCUACAGUGUAAGUUUAGCAUGUAAAAUAAGUUUUGAAGACAAAACUCAUUAUAUGGUUGAUAAUAUAAAAAACUUUAACGAUUCAGAAUUAUUGGAUACUUCGACCUGGAGAAUAAUAUCGAAAGAACAUCAUAAUAUUCGAAUAAUAAAAUAA